Salvelinus namaycush (lake trout) is the source of this 4199-nucleotide messenger RNA. It is a transcript of the gene dhx30, whose product is annotated as DEAH (Asp-Glu-Ala-His) box helicase 30. Gene Ontology annotation, cellular component: intracellular anatomical structure; cytoplasm; nucleus. The record is from RefSeq and is a predicted model, not a curated record. The transcript is spliced from 20 exons. Gene Ontology annotation, molecular function: G-quadruplex RNA binding; DNA helicase activity; ATP binding. Bases 1 to 3516 code for a protein of 1171 amino acids. NCBI's taxonomy places the organism in Eukaryota, Metazoa, Chordata, Actinopteri, Salmoniformes, Salmonidae.
AUGGCGCUGUCCGGUUCAGUACUCGUGCGACUCAGAGCGUUGUGUAACCUUGGGAAAUCUUUGGAUACAGGGAACACAAUUGGACAAAAUUACAAUCGGGUCCGGUGGUACAAGACAAAAGCCAAGAGCUAUCAGGACACUGCAGCGUCAGCGGGCCAGACAAGACGGGGUAGUGAGCUGCUGAAAGAGUUCCCUGAACCGAAAAACCUGCUGUUUACCACCAUAUCCCGGUCGCUUGGGGUGUCUGACCUCUCCCAACACAUCCAGUACCACUGCACAGAGGAUGAGGGUCUCAAGAGAGCAACUGUUACACUCCUCUGGCCCAGCAAGAUGGAGAUGGAGGGCUUUGCUCGCAAGAAGAUUGAUGCUGAACGAUACGCUGCAGCUGCUGCCUGUCACAAGCUGAGGGAGAUAGGUGUGCUGGGUCCAGACAAUCAGGUGGCCAGGAGGAGUGUGGGACGAACGCAAGGGCCACCACUGUCAGCCUUAGAGGACCUGGAGGAGUGUCGGUGGACAGAUGUCCAUGUGCCUAGACGAGACCUCCAGAAUGGAUCCUUGGAAGCUCGCAUUCAAUCAAGUGUUUACAGGGCACCUGAGGAGAAUUCUGAGCUCUCCCAGGCUCUUUCCAUGUUCGUAAAUCCUAAAGCUCUGCUGACCAGGGUCAUCCAGGUGGCCACGUCCUCCAACAGAUUCAGGGAGCUGGUACAGUACAAGACGGUGGGCGGUAAGAUGAAGAGAUGUGAGCUGACCAUGCGAUGGCCAGAGGAGAUUACGUUUGUGGCCUCGGCUCUUCGCAGAGUGGAGGCAGAGAGGAGAGCUGCUGCACUGGCCUGUCUCAAACUGAAGCAAAUGGAUCUGCUAGAUGAAGACAACCAACCUCUGACCCAUGCUAAGUACCACAAGGAGGAGAUGCGUGAGGCAGGGCAGAGAGACAGACAGCCCUGUCAUCUGGAGAUACCCGAGUACUUGGAGCAUAGCACCAGAGAAUACCUCACACAGUAUCCAGUGGCGACAGAGAUGCAGAAGCUGUGGGAGGAAGAGGAGGAGAGAAGCCAGCAAAGGUUGAACCAGCAGGAUGAAGAGGAGGAAGAGGAACUCGUCACAGAUGCCAUCACAGGCAGGCCAUACCGGCCCAUCUCUACCCAGGAGGCCGAGCAGCUGAGCGCCGACCUACAGGAGGAGUGGGAGAGGGCAGGGCCUGGCCUGGGGGUGGAGCUCCCGGUUGACGCCCACCGGGAACGCGUUGUGUCAGCGGUGGAAUCCUCCAGGGUCAUUGUGGUUGCUGGGGAGACGGGAUGUGGCAAGACAACGCGUAUCCCGCGCUUUCUCCUGGAGGGGCGUGUGCGGGGUGGGGAGGGGGCGGAGUGUAACAUCUUGGUCACCCAGCCUCGGAGGAUUAGCGCUGUGUCAGUGGCUCACCGUGUUGCCCACGAGAUGGGCCCCGCCCUCAAACGCUCUGUAGGGUAUCAGGUGCGUCUGGAGAGCCGUCCCCCGGAGCACAGCGGUGGGGCCCUUCUCUUCCUGACGGUGGGGGUGUUACUGAGGAAGCUGCAGGGUAACGCCUCCCUGAGGGGGGUUAGCCAUGUGGUGGUGGACGAGGUCCACGAGAGGGACGUCAAUACGGACCUGCUGCUGGCCCUGCUGCGACCCGCCCUAAGGGACAACCCCAACCUCCGCGUCGUGCUGAUGAGCGCCACAGGGGAUAACCAGAGGCUGGCCCAGUACUUCGGGGGCUGCCCCGUUGUCAGUGUUCCCGGGUUCAUGCACCCUGUCAGGGAUCUGUACCUGGAGGAGGUCCUUAGGGAGAUGGGGAGACCACCGCCACCCCCGGCGAGGACAGACUUGCAGGGACGGGAGAAGGAUGAUGCCACGCCAGACCUGGACUUAGUAGCUAAUGUGAUAGAGCACAUCCACAGACAGGGAGAGCCAGGUGCAGUGCUGUGUUUCCUACCAGGUUGGCAGGACAUUAAGGCUGUCCAGAAGAGACUCGAGGAGAAACCAACCCUCCAGUCUGGCUCUCGAAUGAUCCUACCAUUACACUCAAGCAUGUCGGUGGGUGACCAGCAGGCCGUGUUCCAGCGACCCCCUGAGGGCCGGAGGAAGAUCGUCCUGGCCACCAACAUCGCUGAGACCUCUAUCACCAUCGACGACAUCGUUCACGUAGUAAACGCGGGCUCUCAGAAGGAGCAGAACUACGACACACGGACCAAGGUGUCAUGUCUAGACACAGUCUGGAUCUCGCGCUCCAAUGUCACUCAGCGUAGAGGGAGGGCGGGGCGAUGCCGGCCUGGACAUGCCUACCACCUGUUCCCACGGAAACGCCUGGAAUCAAUGACGACCUUCCCUGUGCCUGAGAUCCUACGCACCCCUCUGGAGAGCCUGGUGGUACAGGCCAAGAUCCACAGCCCCCACUGCAAGGCAGUGGAUUUCCUAUCGCAGGUGUUGGACAGCCCAGAGCGAGAGGCUGUGACCGAUGCUGUUCGCAACCUGCAAGACAUUGGUGUUCUGGACAAGACAGAGGCCCUGACUCCCCUGGGGGAGAGAGUAGCCUGUCUGUCCUGUGACCCGCGCCUGGGGAAGGUGCUGGUGCUUGCUGCUCUGUUCCGCUGUGUCCUGCCCCUGCUGUCAGUCACAGCCUGUCUCACCAGAGACCCUUUCCACAACAGCAUGCAGAACAGAGCCCUGGUCUCUAAGGCUAAGGAAGACCUGGGAGGUUCAAGCUACAGUGAUUACCUGGUGUUCAGUCGAGCUGUGUUGGGCUGGAGGAGUGUUCAGCAAGAGGGGGACAGAGAGACCAGACAGGACUACUUGAAUAGAUACACACUGUCUGGAGCCGGCCUGCGCUUCAUCAAUGGUCUGACCUCCCAGUUCAGUGAGAACCUCCUUGAGGCUGGGCUGGUGGAGCGCUCAGCUGACUGCCAGAGAUCCUCCUCCCUCUACAACCAACACAGCCACCAGGACGAGCUGGUCAAGGCUGUGCUGCUGGCCGGUCUCUACCCCAACCUCAUACAGGUGAAAAGGGGAGCAGUGACCAAAGGUCGCUUCCGCCCCAACAGCCUGUCCUUCCGUACGCAGAGUGGCCCAGUGCUCAUGCACCGCUCCUCGGUCAACAGGGGAGAGGAGAAGUUCCCCAGUCGCUGGCUGACCUUCUUCAGUGCGAUCAAGUCCAACGGUAACGUCUUCAUCAGAGACUCCUCAGCAGCCCACCCCCUCGCCCUACUGCUGCUCACCGACUGUGACAUCACUGAGAGAGUGAAUGGUGACCGUGUGGAGGUGGCGUUCCCGGGGCGGUCUCUGGUACGCUGUGAGCUGUCUGUCCAGACAUGGGAGCUGCUGUGGGAGCUACGCUCCUCCAUCCAGACCAUGCUGUACCGCAACCUCCGCCCACACAGCUCAGCCAAUUACAUCACACAGGAUGGCAAGCUCAUCUCGCUAUUGGUGGAGCUGCUGAACAAUACUGAGUCCAAUACAGACCCCCAGCCAAACGGUGGCCACAGUGACUCUGAGGUAGACUGAUUCACUCGCAUUGGAAUAAAGGAAUGUCAAAGCACUGUGGAGUACUGUUUUGUGACCUGAAAAAACUCUGGCUGUAGCAAGAGUCCAUAUUUCUGGCCAGGAAAAAAGUACCAAAGCAAAAUGCUUGGGGCACGGUCUGCUGACAAAUCUGAGAAGACAUGUAAUAUCGGUUAACUGUACAAUACUAUCCAUAGUUCACUACCCAUUCUAAAUGUCCUCUAUCACCUCACCUGAGAUAUAAUGAGAAAAUGUUUGGAAAUAUAGAUGAAUGGGAACACUGAGUUUACAAUGGAGUUCAGGAAAAUACAUCAUGACCUGAAGGUUUGACUCUUAAACUAUAUUUCAAGAGCCCCAUUUAAAUAGGAGUGAACUCAUGGUACAGUAAAUGGGUCACUGUAAAUACUACUGUGGUUGCUUUCUAUAUGGGAAGAAAUCCAUUUGUUUGACUAGAUUAUGGACUCAAGUAUAUUUGCUUUUUGAAAAGCAGAAAGUUGAAUGAAUCUGACUGUUAAUGAGUGUCUAGUGACCUGUGCACUACAGCGAGACGGUGUCAAGAUGACAGCGAGACGGUGUCAAGAUGACACAAUAAUGAUUGCAUAAUUGUUUUCACGUGAAUGUAUUGUUAACCAUUAUUUUUUAUUUAAUUAUGGUCUGUUGAAUGAUAAAGAUGUUAAACAAUGUUA